Molecule: messenger RNA, 912 nt
Organism: Monodelphis domestica (gray short-tailed opossum)
Lineage: Eukaryota; Metazoa; Chordata; Mammalia; Didelphimorphia; Didelphidae
Source: RefSeq, a predicted model, not a curated record
AUGGGUUGUUGUGGCUGUGGUGGCUGUGGUGGCUGCGGUGGCUGUGGUGGCUGCGGUGGCUGUGGUGGCUGCGGUGGCUGUGGUGGCUGCGGUGGCUGUGGUGGCUGUGGUGGCUGUUGUACCACAUGUACCUGCCGCCGAGUGGGCUGCUGCUCUGCCUGCUGCCCCUGCUGCUGUGGCUGCUGUGGGGGCUGCUGCAGCCCCACAGUUGUCUGCUGCCGCCGCACCUGCUGCUGUGGAUCUUGUGGCUGUGGCUCCUGUGGCUGUGGCUGUGGCAAGGGCUGUGGCUGUGGCAAGGGCUGCUGCCAACAAAAAUGCUGCUGCCAACAGAAAUGUUGCUGCAAGAAGCAAUGUUGCUGCUAGAGGUGACAAUCAGAGCUGAGUCUCUAAGAAGGACCUCCUGGAACCAUGAUCUGUCCAAUAAGGUAAGACUUUUCUUCACUUCAGACCCUCUACUUCUCUUAUAACUUCCAUCUGUAUUCUAGAAUGUGGGCAUAUGGUUUGUGGGUACCUGAAACAAUGUGUCCUUCUUAGAGAAACUAUCAUGUCAUCAUUCUCUCCUCAUUAUGGAGUCCCAACAGCAGUACAAACCAAGACAAACUCCAAAACAAUUAAAAGAUGGACACAGUCCAGCUGCUAUAAAAAUAUUGUGAGAUCAACAGUGAAAAAGUGAUCAUGACUCUAAACUUUGCAUUCCUUUGACAUUUUUAUCUUCUUAUAUCUUUUAUAAUUGUAUGUUUCCUUUCAGUAUAUACAAUACAUUAUUGUUCCCUUCUGCUAGCUUGUCUUCUACCUCAAUCUCUCAUUAUUCUCAAUAAAAUGCACCAAAUAACCAUAAAAAAGGGUCUCCUUUUCCUUAUUUCAGUGUGUUGGCUUUCUCAACUAAAGGAGUGUUUUAUGCUCCACAGUGGA